Caenorhabditis auriculariae is the source of this 2776-nucleotide messenger RNA. The record is from the annotation of a GenBank genome assembly. Lineage: Eukaryota; Metazoa; Nematoda; Chromadorea; Rhabditida; Rhabditidae.
AUGGUAAAUGGGCGAAGGAUCGAGUACAAGAAGGUCAUCGAAUCGAUCGCCGGCCCCACGCACCUCGCGUCUACUCGUUUUCGCGCUCCUCAACACACUACAACUGUUUAUGAAUGGACUUCGAUCUCACAUGGGAGGUCAUUUUGAUCUUACUUUUUUGAAAGUUCUCUGAAGUUUUCUCAAAAACGUUAUUGGAGGUGCAGAUGAUCAUCGCUCAUCACCGUUCCCUACACACACUUUUUAGUUUUUUUAAGAUAUGAUGAAAUUGUGAGCCUUCCGUUUUCAUCCCUGAAUCAAGAAUGAAUCAGGACCUUAAGAGCAGCGCAGUCUUCAAAAGGACAUCGCAAGGCUCGGUCCUUUUUUUUAAAGAUAGUUUUCUAGUUUAUCUUUUCAAAAUAAUCUGAUGCGAAAAAAGUUUUGAUGUCGAGGUUGACGUUUUUCACAAUUUUCCAACAUUAUUUUCAUAAGAUUUCCGCCAUGAUUACAAUGUGAACUUUCUAUUAGCGAUUCGAGCGCUGGCCGUGCUCUUCGAAGGUGAGCGCAAUCAUAUUAAUGAAAAACUUUAAAUUAAAAAUCUGGACAAAGCAUUUUUUUUUUUUUAGAAAACAAAAACUAUUUUGGAAAAAAGGUGAGUAGACGGUUUCCGCAGGUAAAUUCCCUAUAAUGGGUUAAAAUCGUUGUUGAUCUCAGAAUAAGUAGAAGUUAUACGAAAAUAAAAGUGAGUGAAAGUGAUAUCGAGAGUUUUUGGGAAGUCACAGCCGGCGGCCGUUUCUCUUGGCCUGAUGACCUGAAUUCGAGGUCGUACGGCCCGACGCCCACACACGUACUGACUCUGGGGCUAUUGUUGGUUUUCGACAAUCGAUCUGUCUUCUUCUUUUUAAGCUUUUUCUCAUCGCAAAGCACUGCUGUAGGUGACCGUAGGACUUUCGCGCAAAAAAAAAACCACAUCUCUGUGGACGCUGAUGCCCUUCGCUUUGGGGUUUGCUUUUUUUUUGGGUUGAUGCGUCAUAUUUGGUGAUGUAGAGCCGAAAGAAACUCGAGUGGAACAAAACUUUCUAUCGGAUUCAACUCUGGAUCCAUUUGUGCUUGAUAUCCUUGAAGACAAUAAUUAUCAAAGUUCUCAGCUUUUGAUACCUCGACAUGAAUUCUUCAAAAUAACAUGAUAUGAUAACACGUUUUCUGUUGAUGAAUAAUUCGUUUUCCAUAAACGAAUGAAGCGAAUAGUUUAGAAAUGAUAAUUGCUCAAAUAUUAAAUCAUCAAACUUUUGAUUUUUCUCGAUGUGGAACUUGAAAACUUUUUUUCAAAACCUCAUAUUUGAAUCUUUAGAACUCAGAAAAGGACGAUAUGCUACAAAAAGUUGCAUCCGAGGUCAUCCAACGAAGACAAUAGAUUGCACAGAUCAAAGGGAAGGAUAAGAAGGGAGAUUUAAUCAAUCUCUUAAAAAGAGAGGAGCUUCUAUGGGAGGUCGGGUUGAACGAAAGCUUCAAAGCAAAUAAACGCACUUCGUAGAGUUGAGAUCUGCAGAUUCGAUCUCAAAAACCUUUUCAUGAUGGGAAUCGACCACAUCAGUGUCAAAAGAGUAAAUAUACAAAAAAUUUUGAAAAAAAUGGCUAACCGACAAAAGUGAGACCGUAGUAGGUGAAAAACUGGAAACGAACAAGAAGAAGUUGUUGUUUGGGUGCUCCAGGUAGAGAGAAAGAGUGUGGGCAAUAAAAAUGGGAUGCAGAGUGAAUACAGGCAGAUCCGUCCGCAGUAUAAACCCAAGUACAUUGUUUCGAGGCCGCGGCCUUGCCCUCAACGCCAGGUCUCACGGUUCGUCUGCCAGACCUCCCAGGUAGCUUUUUUCGCUUCUGUUCAGAACGGACCAGCUGCUUUGAAACGGUUCAACGUUUCUUUUCAAGAAAUAUAAAAUGUAGAAUGAAAGUAUACGAUCUUUUUCGAUAACUUUUUUCUUUUAAAAGAAAGUGAAAAUUAAACUGGAAGCUGAAAGUUCUUAUGAGUUCAUAAUGAAAAAGAAAAACAGUUCUGAGAGUCAUAAAAACCUUGAAACUCUUAAUACUAAAACAGCCGAAAAAAAUUGAAAUUUUUCGCUGGAAGCUAUUAUUUUUUUAUCAUUUCAUGAUUAAAAACGACUAAAUAAAUCUGACUGUUCAUUUUUUUAAAGAUACCAAUCCAAAAUUUACAAAAUGAAAACCCGAGAAAAGCUUACAGUUGGCUUCUUUGAUUGUUUUGAUCAAGGUCAAAGAAAAAACCGAAAAACUUGUAAAUACAAUUGAUCGGAUAAGGUGGCUAAUUCAUCUCUCCAAACAUGGUGCUUCCACUACUCGAAAAGAUUAGCAAGAAAGCGGAUUUUAUUCGAUUACUAAUAGUAUCGAAAUGUCGAAAAAGAUGAACUGAAAGAAGUUAGGAACGAAGGAACCGGAGUAACGAGUUGAGGGUGGGAUGAGAAGCGAAGACGGCGGCCAUAUGCCGAGUUCAUAUGGUUCCGCGCGUGUCUUUCUUCUUCUUCUGCUCCUUCAAAACCACGGAUCCCUAAUAAAUCGAUCACCCUGCUAGUAAGCCGCAGCCGAAUUCGAAACGAGUAAAGGAUCUCAAAGAUGAGAGUUUUGAUUUUGUACGCAGAGUUGGGCGCAAGGAAAAGAAGAGGCGAGCGGAAGAGUUGAUUUGAAUAAUCGAGCACAUGGCGUCGUCCAACAAACUGCUCACAACUGCUCAGUUUCGAGUAUUUACGGGCGCCGGUUAUUGUUGGACGAGUGGCCCCAAGGAUUCGAUUAG